UUUUUUUUUCUAGUUUUAAAGUUUAAGUAUUUUUUAAUGGACACACAAAUGGAUUCUGAAAUGGAUGUUUCUUCGACACAUGACAAAUCUUCUGACCAAUCUCACGAUAAAUCUGACCAAUUUUACCCUAUGGAUGUUGAUAGUAAAGAAGACGUAAAAAAGGAACCAGAUCCGAGUCAACUAAACAAAUUGCUAGAUGAUAUCGAGUCUGAAGUUCACGAACAAAUAUGUUCUGAUCAGUUACCCAGUAAACAAAGAUUAUCAAAAUCUGCCAAGGAUGGGGAUCACAGACAUCGAAUGACAGAAAAGGAGGAAGAUGAACAAUUACUUCAACAAAGUGCACUGACUAGUGGAAGUACUUUUGUUUUUGAAAAUACCCCUCCAUAUAUUAAAAAUGGAGAGAUGAGAGAUUAUCAAAUUCGUGGGUUGAAUUGGCUUAUUCAAUUACAACAUAACGGAAUCAAUGGCAUUUUGGCAGACGAAAUGGUUCUUUUAAUUUUUCUUCUUUUUCAAACCUUUUUCUAGGGUCUUGGAAAAACUCUUCAAACAAUUUCAGUCCUCGGAUUUAUCAAACAUUACAAACACCAAAACGGCCCUUUCCUCAUUAUUGUCCCAAAAUCAACUUUACAAAAUUGGGAAAAUGAAUUUAAACGGUGGUGUCCUUCAAUCUCUACAGUUACUUUAAUUGGAGAUCAAGAAGCCAGACAAAAAAUUAUUCAAGAAACUAUUCAACCACACAAUUUUGAAGCUUUAAUAACUUCUUAUGAAAUGGUUUUGAAAACUUUAAGUGUUCUAAAAAAGUUUAUGUGGCGAUAUUUAAUUAUUGAUGAGGCACAUAGAAUUAAGAAUGAGAAGAGUAAAUUGUCUGAAAUGGUUCGCCUUCUCAAAUCAAAAAAUCGUUUACUCAUAACUGGAACCCCAUUACAAAACAAUUUACACGAACUUUGGGCU
Molecule: messenger RNA, 951 nt
Organism: Meloidogyne enterolobii
Lineage: Eukaryota; Metazoa; Nematoda; Chromadorea; Rhabditida; Meloidogynidae
Source: the annotation of a GenBank genome assembly